Lynx canadensis (Canada lynx) is the source of this 2128-nucleotide messenger RNA. RefSeq names its product lymphocyte antigen 6 family member G5B (gene LY6G5B). Gene Ontology annotation, cellular component: external side of plasma membrane. Bases 805 to 1455 code for a protein of 216 amino acids. The record is from RefSeq and is a predicted model, not a curated record. The transcript has 3 exons. NCBI's taxonomy places the organism in Eukaryota, Metazoa, Chordata, Mammalia, Carnivora, Felidae.
GUGGAAGAAAAGGCCAUGAGCUGGUCUGCUGGUGCUUGGGGAUGGGGGAUGGGAGGGUAGUGCUGUGCUUGAUCCCAGGGGCCCUCAUGGCCCAGCCCACCCUCAAGUUGAAAACCAGCACAGAUUUGUGCCCAGUGGAUUUGGGUGAUGUUUUUAGCAGUAGAGCAGAACUAGUAGUGGAUGCGGAGAUGUGCAACGUCACAUGGAAAAGACCUAGGGGAAAAUCCACUUUCAAAGACUGGAGACAUAAUUUGUUCUUUUUUGGCUACCUAUGGCUGUACAUUUAUACUGUAAGGAGUAUAAUCAACAACAAAAUAUUUCGGUUUUGAUUUUACAGGGAAAGUGGUCCUGAAAUAAAUAGAACGGUAAGGGGUGGAAAGAGGGACAAGGUCCAGAGUUGCUGCUGGGUGGUGUUUGUGCGCCCCCUGCUGGGGGAGCUGACACGCUCAUCUCAGAAGGACAGGGACCCUGGGCGCCUGGCCCAAGUGUUUCCCAGCACGGUAGGGACUCGCUGUAUGUGUGGGGAGGACAGCAGGUGGUACCAGAGACAGACACUGGUCCAUGGACCCUUGAGGUGUGGGAAUAGAUUUUUUCAGGGCAUGAGAGAGACAGAUAGACAACUGGAUAAAGGCCCAGGUGUUGUUCUUGUGUAGGCCACUGUUCCCACGUCCAGGAACCUGACCUUGUGGGUGAGGACAUGCCGUCCCUCCAGCCAAGUUAAUAACUUCCUCCCCCAGCCAAGGAAUAUAGCUCUACGUCUACAGCAGCUCCUGUUCAAACUAUCAAAAUCACCCUGCAAGGAACAUGGUCACAGGAAGGUGGGAUUUCAGGAUACCCCUCAGGGACUGCCCUUCUCAGGAUUCCAUCAUGAAGUUCCAUGUACUUGUAGGUGUGCUGGUCAUGGUGGGCUUCGCAGUGGGAAAGGCUCCUGUUUCUGAAGUCCGGACCUGUCACCUCUGCCUCUUAGAAGACCCUUCUACAGGGUGCAUUUCAGGCUCAGAGAAGUGCACCAUCAGCAGCUCGUCGCCAUGCAUGGUGAUAACCAUCUAUUAUGAUACCAAGAUACGUUUCUUCAUCCGAGGCUGUGGACAGUACAAUUCUUACCGCUGCCAGGAAAAACGCAAUACCUACUUCUCGGAGUACUGGUACCAGGCCCAGUGCUGCCAGUACGAUUACUGCAACUCCUGGUCCAGCCCCCAGCUCCAGAGCUCCCUGCCUGAUCCCCCUGCUGGGGCCUUGGCCCUGCCCCUGUCGGAGUUCCAAAUCCAGUGGUUCUACAAGGCUCUGAACCUCUCACUGCCCCUACCCACCUUCCGUGCUGGGAAGGAGCCUGAAGGCCUCGACCCCCUGGCCACCCUGCCCCUGAACCUGAGCUUGUCCAUCGCUGACCUGUGCCACAUAUACUUGUCUCUCAACAGCUCAGGACUUUUGGUUCUUCCCUGGGCUGGGCCCUGAUGCCUUAUCCUUCUUGGAUUUUACUCUUCCAGCAUCUCUCUCCUAACACCCCAGCACCUAGUGCUGCCCUCCUAGAACACCCACAUUCUCUGGUCUGUGAUUUUUCAGGCCUCCCUUCCUCUGUGCUUCCAGCAUCUGUAUGGCUUAGGUUUCAUUUCCUUCCCAGAAACCGCUGUGGCACUGCACCAGUACUCUUCUUUCUCCUAGAAAAUACCAAGUUCACUUUCUGCCCAGGUUGACCUAGGGAAGGCACAGUGGUUUCCUCGUGCCUUUCCCAUCUUCCGAGUCCAUCAGCCCCCUUAUCUUUCCAAUCCCCUGUCAGUCCGGCCACCUGCUAUCUCCAUUCAGGUCUGGUUGUAGAUUGCAGCCCAUGCCUAUCUUAAGACCCAGACUGAAGUUGUAGCAAGAAGAAUGAAGCGUAGACAUCUGUGCAGAUUUCCUGACUAGGCACUCUGGUGUCCCUACUUCACUGCCUCCAACCUCUACUCCUGCCCUGGUUUCCUGCUUCUCUCCUUUUGCCACCGUCUGGCCUCCUCAGCCCCACUUCACAUCACUGAGUCCUGACACCCACUUCCAUAGGUUCUAGGGGAGAGGAGAGGCGAGGGUCUGCCCUGCUCUGCACUAUAUCUCCCGCUUACUCUCCAGAACCUCCACAAUAAAUGGACUGGGCUAA